GGCCUCCACCCGCCACUUUUGAAUCAGAGCUCGGCGGGAGCACAGUCUACCCUGUUUCUCUGGUCAGUGUUGGUGUUGGAGAAGAGUGAGGUAGUAUAGUGAGGGUGUUGGCGGGUUAAGCUACCAUCUGCAGCUGUUAUAACCGUCUUCCCGUUGAGUGUUCCUCACGGUGACUCAGACCCACUCAUCCGCCUGCCUGCCACGCCUCAACUCUCACUUGUCCUUUCAGGAUCACUGCCUUUAACUAUUGUUAGUGAAGUUAAACUACACUCCCAAACUUCAAGAUGGUGCAGUUGGUAAAUGUUCGGGUCAUCACCAUGGACGCGGAGCUGGAAUUCGCGAUCCAGCCCAACACAACAGGCAAGCAGUUGUUCGACCAGGUGGUGAAAACUAUCGGCCUCCGUGAGAUUUGGUUCUUUGGCCUUCAGUAUGUUGACUCCAAAGGCUACACAACUUGGCUGAAGCUCAACAAGCGGGUUUUAUCUCAAGAUGUGAAAAAGGAAACUCCACUCCAGUUCAAGUUUAGAGCAAAGUUCUACCCGGAGGAUGUGGCCGAGGAGAUCAUACAAGACAUCACACUGCGGUUGUUCUAUCUGCAAGUAAAGAAUGCCAUUCUCAGUGAUGAAAUUUACUGCCCUCCUGAAACGUCGGUUCUGCUUGCCUCAUAUGCAGUUCAAGCAAAGUAUGGUGAUCAGAACUCAGACAUUCAAAAGUCAUUGGCCAAUGACCACCGGCUGUUGCCUCAACGCGUGAUGGACCAGCACAAACUAUCACGUGAUGAAUGGGAGGAGAGGAUCAUCACAUGGUACCAUGAACACAGGGGGAUGCUCAGAGAAGAUGCCAUGAUGGAAUACCUUAAGUUGGCUCAAGACUUGGAAAUGUAUGGUGUAAAUUACUUUGAUAUCAAGAACAAGAAGGGCACAGAGCUCUGGCUAGGAGUAGAUGCUCUUGGGCUCAACAUCUAUGAGAAAGAUGACAAAUUAACCCCCAAAAUUGGUUUCCCAUGGUGUGAGAUCCGAAACAUUUCCUUCAAUGACCGUAAAUUUGUUAUCAAACCAAUUGACAAGAAAGCCCCAGAUUUCGUGUUCUUUGCACCUCGUCUACGCAUCAACAAACGCAUCUUGGCUCUGUGUAUGGGUAACCACGAACUUUACAUGCGCCGUCGAAAACCAGAUACUAUUGAGGUCCAGCAAAUGAAGGCACAGGCACGGGAAGAAAAGUUGGCCAAGCAACAAGAGAGAGAGAAAUUAGCUCGAGAAAUUGCUCUUCGUGAAGAGGCAGAAAGGAAACAAAAGGAAUAUGAAGAACGUCUGAGAAACAUGCAAGAAGAUAUGGAGCGACGUCAGAAAGAACUCCUCGAUGCCCAGGAAACAAUUCGACGCCUCGAAGAACAACUCCGACAGUUGCAGGCAGCAAAGGAUGAAUUAGAGGCCAAGCAGACAGAACUUCACGACAUGAUGGUGCGCCUUGAGCAAGCCAAGGAAAUGGAAGCUGAGGAAAAAUCCAAAUUGGAGGAAGAAAUCCGUGCCAAGCAGGAGGAAGUUCAGCGAAUCCAGGAAGAGGUGAACAACAAGGAUGAAGAGACUAAGCAGCUCCAAAUGCUGAAACAAGAGCUACAUGGGCGACAGCCACGAGUAGGCGUAGGUGGUAAGAUGGAAGUUGAGGAAGUACGUCGCAAGCAAGAGGAAGCCAGUGCAGCUUUGAUUGCAGCCACUUCAACUCCUCAGCAUCACCACGUUGCUGAGCAGGAAGACACCGAGGAAAAUGAUGAUAUUCCCAAUGGAGACAUUUCAAAGGAACUUUAUACCAGUGAUGAACCUAUUGAAGAUCCCAUUGAAGAGAGGAGGACUCUAGCCGAGCGCAAUGAACGGCUACAGAAUCAGCUCAAGGCAUUGAAGCAUGACCUGGAAUCCACAAGGGACACUGAAAAGGAGACCACCAUGGACAAGAUUCACAAGGAAAAUGUGCGGCAGGGACGAGACAAGUACAAGACGCUGAGGGAAAUUCGUAAGGGGAACACAAAACGACGAGUAGAUCAGUUUGAAAAUUUGUAAACAUGCCAUAGGACCAACACACAAACAUACACUUAUGCUUUUCCAGUAGAGAUCAUCUCUUAAGUUCUUUGCCUAUUUUCACAGGCUUAUGUUAAACAAUUUUGUGCUUAACAGGAAUUACACAUUUUAGUCGAGAUCUACAAAAUGCAACAAACUUUCAGUAGAGAGAACUUGGGAGUUUACUAUUUCAGAUAUUGCUGAGUAAAUUAAUCUGUUGAGGGAGGUAUGUGAAGAGCUAAUUAUAUGGAUGAAUUGUGUGUUUGUUGCAAUAUAAAGGAUCUCUAAUCAAUUAUCAGUACUUGAUGUAACCAGCUCCUGGAGUAACUUUGGAGUACAAGUAUAAUUAUAUUUUUUUUUACAAAAUUAUUUGUAAAUGCUGGCUUAGUUCAUCUUUGUUUAAAUUGUAAUAUUAGCUAUCACAUACAGUACUGUUAAUGGGUUAUAAUACUGCGAUUAUUUAAACUGAAACUAGUAACACAUAAAACUACUCUAAAUAGUGUGAAUAAUGUGAUAUAGACCAUUUCAGAUGGUGCUGAACCAUGCAAAUAACAUUUUCUUACAUUUGGUAUCACACCUUCAUUCCUGUUUGUUUGUAACUUUUAGUUUGAGUAGCUGCAUAUUAUUGAGAUCUUCAUUAAAACAGGACAAUGAAUUCAUUGUGCUGAUUUGUUUCCCAAAGCCUUACUUCUCUUGCAGUUCAUAAAGGAAAUGAAACAAACAUAGUUAGAUUUUUACACACUUAUGCUCUGGAUUGUAAAGUAAGGCUAAGCAUUGUUAUGAAUGUAAAUAUAUGUUGGUUGAUGGGUAGUCUAUUUUGAAUAUUGAAAUUUGUAUUCGUACCAUCUAAGUAUAGGGCCCCCCCCCCCCUUUUUUAGUAUUGUACAGCUUGAUUCCCUGAGAAGAUCUGAUACAGUGGUUAGAUCUGGUCUUUUAAUGUUUAUAUAUAUAUAUAUGUUUCUUGUUUUGGCAGGGGAAGGGAAUAUGAUGCAAAAUAUUUAUGUUCCUACACAGGUCUUCCUAGUACCUUAUUUUCAUGUUGUGUUCUUACAGUAUUCAGAAUAGUAACCCUAUAAAUUUGGAUCUGUGUAAGUGGUAGUACGUUGGAUAGUCUUCUGGAUUUAUGAACACUAAAAAUUUGUAAAUAAAGCCAGUGAUUGCCUUGUGUUUGAAGAAAUCAGAGAAGGUGAUUUUUCCCCUUCUCAUUCUAAUCAAUAAUGUGUGGAGUAAAAUUGAGAAUACAGUACCAAGAUUUAGCCAAAACUACAAUGCUUUCUUGCUUUUUCAAGAUUGUAUUUGCUGCCAGUGCCUAUGCAACAGCCUUCCUCUUUUACUGUCCUCCCAGGUCUUCCUGUAUAUGCUUACUUUUGUCUCAGGAGUGAAACCUUGAGAUUUCCUUGCCCAUGUAAAUAUCUUCUUAUUAAGGUUCUGAGGUGCUUUCUAUUGAUUGAUAAAAAUAUAUCAAAAAGCUCAUUAUACCAUCCAAAAUAUUUAUCUUGCAUUUAUAGUUUUUGUUCGUCUGAAUUAAGCAAGAUGUGUGGAAGAUUUAUUUAUUUUCUAUCGGGUGUAUUAUCAUGAAGUCAUAUCAAUGCACAGUUUAUUUUGUUGAGUUUAUUACAGUAUAUCUGAACGUUACAGCCAAAAUAUUUUUAAGCACCUAGGACUGUUAGUCACCCGAAUCAUUUUUAGUUAAAAAAAUUAUUAAUGAUGAUGAUGUUAAUAUCAGUGCAUUAUUUUGUAAUUGUAUCAAACAAAGUAUUUAUGAACACUUAUAAUAAAUCAAAAUGCUUAAAUUAUUUUUUUAAAUAUUUACCUGAAAGUUAGCAGAAGCUUGCAUAAAAUAGAUAUAGGCCUUUAUUAAAUAUUCUAAUUUAAAACUUUACUCAGUAGGAAAAUUUGAUGAAUAUACAAAACAUUUCAAUAUCAAUCCAUUUUAGGCAAUGUAAGCAUUGCAGGGGGACACCAUAGAUAUAGCUCACCUCAUUGGCACCGAGGUUGUAUGGACAAGUCCUGCAGUGGCAAGCCUCGGUGGUUGUAUCUAUUAACCUAGCCUUUGAUAUGGAUUUCCAAUAUCAUACACUGAUGAGGUAAAAAAAGUCAUUUUUGAAUAAAGUUUAAAGAUUAUAUUUA
Homarus americanus (American lobster) is the source of this 4181-nucleotide messenger RNA. Its product is annotated as moesin/ezrin/radixin homolog 1-like. Gene Ontology annotation, cellular component: adherens junction; apical part of cell; plasma membrane. Bases 285 to 2054 code for a protein of 589 amino acids. The transcript is spliced from 11 exons. The record is from RefSeq and is a predicted model, not a curated record. NCBI's taxonomy places the organism in Eukaryota, Metazoa, Arthropoda, Malacostraca, Decapoda, Nephropidae. Gene Ontology annotation, molecular function: cell adhesion molecule binding; actin binding. Gene Ontology annotation, biological process: regulation of cell shape; regulation of organelle assembly; positive regulation of early endosome to late endosome transport.